UGGCUGCGGAGUGAUCGGGUCACAUGGCUUCCUGCUCUGUCUGUCAAGUUUCAUUGCCAGGAGCGUUUUUCUCCAAAUCUAAGUGUGUAAAGGAAAUUCAGUCACUCUGCCACAUCGGUGCUGUUUACGUGGGUUUGUCUGAAGUGCAGAGCUCCAGAAGCAAAUAAACAGCCUGCAAUGUCUUGCUCAGCCAGGGAGCGUCUUGAAAUUCUACUGAAUUCCUGGCUGUAUCAGCGAUGUCUGGUGAGAGCGAAGACGGAAGGCAUUCGGAGGCCACAGGGGGACGGGGGCUGUACGGGGACUACAUAUCCAACCCACUAAUGAGCAAUGAUGCGUCCGAUUGGUCUGCACUACAUGACGCUGCCAUUCACGGAAAUCUGCUCUCAUUGCAACAGCUGAUCAGACAGGGUCAAAGAGUAAAUCUCCUCACAAUGAACCGGGUCACGCCCCUUCACGAAGCCUGCCUCGGGAGACAUGCUUCCUGUGCAAAGUAUUUGCUAGAGCAUGGAGCUAAGGUGAAUGAAGUAACAAUUGACUGGAAGACGCCACUCUACAAUGCCUGCUGCAGUGGCAGUGCAGACUGUGUAAAGGUCCUCUUACAAAACGGAGCCAAGCCUCUGGAAGAAUGCGACUUGGCAUCACCUAUACAUGAAGCGGCAAAAAGAGGCCACACAGGGUGCGUAGAAAUGCUGCUGAAUCAUGGAAUGGAGAUUGAAUGCAACAACAAAUAUAUGGGGACGCCGUUUUAUGUAGCCUGUGAAAACCAACGGAUGGAUUCUGUGAAAAAACUGCUAGCCUUAGGCUCCAACGUUAACACUGCCAAAAAUCUCGAAUCUCCUCUUCACGUGGCAGCCAAGAGCUCAAAUAUGGAACUGGCCACCAUACUGCUGGAACACGGAGCACGGAUUGACUCCAGGAAUGCUGACGGGAAACGACCUGUGGAACUUGCAUCUCCGAACAGCUCUCUAGAAAAAUUGCUUUUACAGUGGGAAGGACCGUCCUCCUUGAAGCAGUUGUGCCGACUGAACAUCCGGAAAUUUUUGGGUCGGUCCCAUUUCACUUCAGCAUCAAGGCUACCAAUCCCAGAGUCGCUCAAGGAAUUUCUCUGCUACAGAUGAUCAUCUCAGAGGGACUACUGUGUCCAACCUAGUAUUUUUAUUAUUAUUAAUUCUUACUUCCAAUCCAAAAUCAAGUAUUCACAAUUUUAGGGUUUAUUUGGACUUAAAGGCCUUCCAGCAUUCUUGCCUUUUCAGUAGUGAGGUUCAGAGACCCAGCAAUGACAGUCUUAAAUUUCUUUCACUUCUGUUUUGCAUUUUUCUACCAGGAGCACAAAAUUAUGAUAAUACCAAGAAUAAAAUCUCCCUGGAGGAAACAGGAAGUAAAAAAAUCUGAGUUUUGCUGUGCCGUUGUUAUGUAAAUUUUGCAAGAUUUUUUCCCAAAGGCGAAACAGUGAGCUUUUAUAGUUAAAACCAUUGAUCAAAACUUAUUUGAAUUGUCUUCGAGCCUCUCUGUUUGCUUAUUGAUCACUAGUCACCAAUGUGGUUCUGUAAAUCAUUAGAAUCAGAAAUUUACAGCGCAGAAUGAGGCCAUUUGGCCCAUCAAGUCUGCAAGAGCUCUCAGAACAAUCGGCUUUCUACUUUAAUGAAUUACAUUAAAUAAAAUGUACUCGCAAAUUGAAAAUGCACAGGUUUUUCUCAUUUUAUCCAUGCAAACUACACUUUUAAUAAUGCAUUAUAACCAUUUUUAAAGUUGUUCAAAUUAGUCAUCAAUGUAUUCAGUUUGGAAUGUUGACUGUUGUAUAUCGAGGUGAAUAUGCAAAGUUCCUUUCAAUAUUUUUUGUAAUAAAGUUGAAAUA
This is a messenger RNA of Callorhinchus milii (elephant shark), 1855 nucleotides long. It is a transcript of the gene asb9, whose product is annotated as ankyrin repeat and SOCS box containing 9. The transcript has 8 exons. Gene Ontology annotation, molecular function: protein binding. NCBI's taxonomy places the organism in Eukaryota, Metazoa, Chordata, Chondrichthyes, Chimaeriformes, Callorhinchidae. Gene Ontology annotation, biological process: intracellular signal transduction; positive regulation of protein catabolic process; protein ubiquitination. The record is from RefSeq and is a predicted model, not a curated record. Bases 237 to 1118 code for a protein of 293 amino acids.